UUUCCCACACUUGUAUUUACUUCUCUGCAACAAAACAUCACCAUUUUUGUCACUAUCUUCACCUUUAUUUCUCUCAAAGAUACAAUCUUUUUCAUCCAUUUUCUCUCUUAAAGCUCUUUGCUUUGCUUCUGCUUUGCUAGAGCUAUUAUUUUUUAUUUGCAGUGCAAAAAUCACUAAGAAUGUUAGAGGGAAACUCUGAUUCUGAUAUAAAACCUGGGUUUACAAUACCUUUGGCUAAGAUUGUACCUACAAGGUGCAGUUCAAGAAAAAGGGCUCCCCCAAAUAUCUAUGUUCCUACCCAUUUUCGCCCUUCUCCACGACGACACAACCAAGGUUUACGACGGGGUCGAGGUCGCCCUCCGAAACAGAGGGCAGAUGCCUCCCAACCUUUGCGACGUCGACCAGGUCUCCCCAGAAAACAGCGAUCAGAAGCUCCAGCAGUUUCACCACCUCCAGCAUCACUAUCGGGGUCGACCAGAGAUAGUCCAUUGCAAAUUUCAGUUACAACAAGUACUCCAGAGGCAGUUGCCCCAAUUCCAUUGGGGUCAACCAGUGAUUGGUGUACUCCAGAGGCAGUUGCCCCAUCUCUAUUGGAGUCAACCAGAUAUAGGCCUUUGGAAGUUCCCUCUGGUGAAGAGGGGACAAAGUCAAAUGUAAAUCCGUCAAGAAUACUGAAGCAUCCUCCAAAGACAAAUUAUACACUCCAGCACAUUCUUGAUGAAAACUCGAAGAAAGUAAUUGUUAAAGUCGAGUCUUUAUUGGUGCAGAAUCUGCUUACUUCUGGGAAUGACGUUGACUACAUGGUCCAUCAGGCCAAUUCUACCUUUAAAUAUUUGAAAGGGCUUGGUGCAGAUUAUGGCUCUUCUUAUAGAGAUGUCGCAGAACACAUUAAAUAUUGCUGUGAUUUGCAAGACAUGGAGAAAGAAGAAACUAUGUUGUCUUUGUCAGCAUUGCAGAAAAAAUAUGAAAAUGAUGUACUUAGUGUAAAUGAUGUUGAGGAAGAUUUGGGGCGUACUCGAGGAGAACUGGAGAUGGCCAAGAAUAAAAAGAAAACUUUGAAGAGGCAAAUCAAGGAUCUGAAGACAGAGGUAGCACGUAUCGAACAUGAAGAAGAGUGUCUGAAACAUAACGAAAUAAAAUACAAAGAAGCCCAUGAAGUUGCAAAAGCCAAGAUGGAAGAACUUGGCACCCAGUUGGAGGCAGCUCAAGCAAAGCAAAGGGAAAUUGAGCAGCGCAAGAAUGCAGCUCUCCAGGGAAUUGAAUCCACCACUCGACACCUACGAUCCACAUUUCUUGAUAAUCUCGAUAAGUUGGAUUUUUGAUACUCAUUGAACAAGCUCCCUACUAAAUGAACUGGAAGUCCUCUUGACCAUCUUGAACUGUUUUGGGAGUUCAUAUUUGCAGCAGCAGACAAGAAUUAUUUCUUCAUUUGGUUAUCGUCAUGUAGUAGAUUCUCCUUAAAUUUUCUUGUCAUGCUUUCUGUCUUUUAGCAUGUACAAUCUUGCAGCAUUAGACUGCUUUUUUACUUCUGUUUUAUGUCAACUUCCUAUGUUCUAGUACGAGAAUGACUUAACUACUGUCUUUUGCUUCAAGGAAAUCCUCAAAACUACUGUGUUCUUCUGAUCCUGUAAUUUGACUAUAUAUGCACAUUUGCAUUUGAUUA
Solanum tuberosum (potato) is the source of this 1663-nucleotide messenger RNA. RefSeq lists its product as uncharacterized. The record is from RefSeq and is a predicted model, not a curated record. The transcript is spliced from 3 exons. The coding region runs from base 180 to 1322 and encodes 380 amino acids. NCBI's taxonomy places the organism in Eukaryota, Viridiplantae, Streptophyta, Magnoliopsida, Solanales, Solanaceae.